AUGUGCGCGGCCAGAGCUGGCAAGGCUCAUGAACAGAUCUAUCUCAACCACCAACUCAAGAUCAAGUCUCCCAUCAGCAACAAGCGACUGCUGCUCAACAGACCCAACGUACACAUGCUCGAGCCCAGUCUCCACGAGUCUGGCUGGGACGUGUUCAUGCUCAAAUACAAGACCGAACACCCCCUUGACCUCACCCUUUCCGUAGCUGCUAUGGAGAACUACCUCCGGAUGUCCAGAGUUCUCUUGAAGACAAACCGGCUCAAACAAUCUCUUGACCGCGCCUGA
Puccinia triticina is the source of this 285-nucleotide messenger RNA. RefSeq lists its product as uncharacterized. Gene Ontology annotation, molecular function: gamma-tubulin binding. The transcript has 2 exons. Bases 1 to 285 code for a protein of 94 amino acids. The record is from RefSeq and is a predicted model, not a curated record. Lineage: Eukaryota; Fungi; Basidiomycota; Pucciniomycetes; Pucciniales; Pucciniaceae.